AUGGAGAAGCUUCCCACGGAGAUGGAAGAGAACAUACUUAGUCGAUUAACAAUGGAAGCAGCUUUACCUGCCAAACAGGUAUGCAAAAAAUGGAGAAUUUUCCUCCGUAGUAAGACCGAUAAGGUAGGUUUGCUUUUCACUUUCACAUAUGGGGAUCAAAACAAAAACAAACUUAGUUAUUGUGAUCAGUAUGAUCCUAUUCUGGGGAAGAUGAACUACAAUUACUCUUACGAUAGUAUUCAGAAUAUACACCUUCGCAAAUUUGUUAAAGACGGAAGUUACAUAAAUAACAUUCUUGGAUCAUGCAAUGGUUUGGUUUGCUUCGGACCUGGAAAGAGUUUCAAAAAAGAUUUCUUUAUUUGCAAUCCCUUUACAGGAGAAGUUGUUUAUGUUCCCGUAUGGGAAAACUGGUCUUGUUUUGUGUCUGGGUUAAGCGGGUUUGGUUACUGUCAUUCAACGAAUGAGUACAAGAUUGUUAGUAUGCAUGAAAUUAAGUACCAAGAUCGAAGCAACUUCCAAGUCCUAAUUUAUACUAUCGGUGGUGGUGGGUGGAGAAGCAAAGGAUCCAUCCAAAUUUCCCCAUCGGAUUCAGCUGCAGCAGGUAUCUACGCAAAUGGGGCUCUUCACUGGCUGCGCGAAAAGGAUAAGAUCCUAGCCUUCGAUUUGGAAGAUGAGAAUUUCCAGGUUAUCCGAUUGCCACGUUUUGAAUACAUGAGUCCCCUCAGGUUGUUGGGAGGGAAUUAUAUGUAUUUGGUGUCUACAUCUUCAUCCCUAAGUGAACCUUAUUGCAUGGAUAUUUGGGCUUAUAAGAGAAAACAUACUAACGCCGCUAAUGGUUAUAAUGGUGUGAAAGAAAAGUACAACUACAGCAAGAAUUCAUGGAACUGGAUCAAGCAGUUCAGUAUAAAGCUGGACAAGAUAGAUUGGUGGUUCUUAAAGCCCUUAGCAAUAACACGUAAUGAUAAAUUUCUGUUGGGUUAUACAAACGAGACUCUCUAUUCUUACGGCCUUAAAACUUCGACUAAGAACGAAAUUUUCAAUGGUCGUGCUACGGGCUGCAACAGGAUAAACGUAAUUCCUCAUGCAAACAGCAUUGUUUCGAUUAUGUCGAAAUCUCCUCAAGAGGUUCAAGUUUUUCUGUAA
Molecule: messenger RNA, 1143 nt
Organism: Papaver somniferum (opium poppy)
Lineage: Eukaryota; Viridiplantae; Streptophyta; Magnoliopsida; Ranunculales; Papaveraceae
Product: F-box protein At3g07870-like
Exons: 1
Coding region: 1-1143 (380 amino acids)
Molecular function (GO): protein binding
Source: RefSeq, a predicted model, not a curated record